AUGGGUGCCGGAAUAUCAAAGAUGAUGAACAAGAUCUUCGGAUCCAAGGAGAUGCGCCUUCUGAUGCUGGGACUUGAUGCCGCCGGAAAGACAACCAUUCUUUACAAGCUCAAGCUCGACCAAGACGUAACCACCAUCCCCACCGUCGGCUUCAACGUCGAGACCGUCACCUACAAGAACACAAAGUUCAACGUCUGGGAUGUCGGGGGCCAGGACAAGAUCCGUCCCCUGUGGAGACAUUACUUCUCUGGUACUCAGGGUCUCAUUUUCGUUAUCGACUCAAAUGACCGCGACCGUCUCGAUGAAGCGCGAACCGAACUUGCCCGUAUCAUCCAAGAUCGCGAAAUGAAGGACGCCCUACUCCUAGUGUUCGCAAACAAGCAGGAUUUACAAGGAGCCAUGCGACCAAAGGAGGUCUCAGACAAGCUACAACUCGAGAAGAUUGCCAAAGACCACGUCUGGAAAGUUGAGCCCAGCUGUGCGACAACAGGAGAGGGUAUCUUCGAAGGACUGGCAUGGCUAUCCGCCAACGUCAAGAUUCCCCCGAAAUAGAAUGCUCGCUUUCCAU
Molecule: messenger RNA, 568 nt
Organism: Periconia digitata
Lineage: Eukaryota; Fungi; Ascomycota; Dothideomycetes; Pleosporales; Periconiaceae
Source: the annotation of a GenBank genome assembly